Messenger RNA from Ostertagia ostertagi, 654 nucleotides. NCBI's taxonomy places the organism in Eukaryota, Metazoa, Nematoda, Chromadorea, Rhabditida, Trichostrongylidae. The record is from the annotation of a GenBank genome assembly.
GCUGUGAACCAUUGCUGUGUUGUGCAUGACGUCUGCUACACGCAUCAACUGGGACAAGAGCAAUGUGACGAGGAGUUCUGCGGGUGCAAUCGAGUGAGUUCACCUUUGGAUCAUAUAGUCGUACUACGUGACUGUUUGGAUCUACUCGAGGCCAGCUGCUCGUUAGUCCAACUAUUCGGUUUCGGUGCUUAUCGCCACAGCGCGAACUACACAGAGCCUGACGACCUCGUCAAACACACGCUACAAAGCAACUCGCUAAACGUUCAUUUCGAGGGCAUCUACCAGCGGUGCCACAAUGUGAACGCGACAUUGUCGUCCUGCGCACUUCAACAUAAUUUGUGUGAGGAUUCGCCAAAUGAAUGUGCCCAGACACUUUCCGAAUGUUUACUCGAUGCGGCUAGCGUAGAUGGAAGUGAGUCUUGUCGCGAGGCUGUGGCACUGAUGUCCAGUGCAGCACUGAAUGGUGAGGAGCCGCAGAGAAAGAAAUUAAGCCGACAAAUGGCAGAAUUUCUUCAGAAUCGACUCUUCCCUAGGAUCCGGAUAUACGGGAAAAUGCUCAUGGGAGCUUGUUUGGUGGCGUUGGUGUAUUUUGUUCUACGACUGCGUAACGCCACGAAGUUCGACGAGAAAUCGCUUAAAUAUUCGCCAGUCUGA